UAUGUCGACGUGCUCGAUCACAUCUUUCCCUUGCGACGACUAGCGCUCUUGAAGUAUACUUCAGGGAUAUGGUGUGUGUCCAUCUGAGGGCACUUCUGUGGAAGAAUCUCGUGGGCGGCCGUUCGUCUGUGGACCAUCCCUUUGUGUUCCUUCCAGUUACGUUUCUCGUGGCGGCAGUGCUGCAGAUGGAAGCCAGCUGGAUGCUCGUUGACCACGUGAUAUCCUGGCCCAUAGCGGCUGACAAGCUGCAAUCUCCCAUGGGAACAGUUCCAAACCAUACGGAAACCAGAGUGACCUACGGUCCCAAUACUGCCUACGCUCGUUUCAUAGCGCUGGAAGCUUUCCCACUUCUGAAGCCAGCGUGCAUGCGGAAUGGUACUAGCGUGAGCUGUUUUAUAACGACGCUGGACACACUGGAAAGCGUACAGCGACUGUGCCAUCCCGCCGGGUACUGUUUCUAUCUGCACUCGGACGGAAACGACACCAGCUUCAACUAUACUAUCGUGAAACCCGCAGACACGUGGACAUACGUCAUUGACAGCCCCUUCAUAUACGACACCCAGCUGAGUUCCGACAAACAAUUCGACAUUGUUAAACUACAGUCAAGACUGGACUACGCGCACUUUCUUUGGCUCGAAUCCUCCACUGGCAGGACGCCUUCGACUUCGUACAACAUGUCAAGCCUGGCACUCUUGAAAGGCUUUGAGACACCAGGGGUUCAUGGGCUGGGUGAACGCAUGCAAGACGACCUAUUAGUAAUUUUCGUGCUGACAUUCCUGAUCCCAUUCGUUGCACGAAUCACCGCCAUUGUGAAAGAGACGGAAUCGGAUUCCAGGGUAAUGCUGCAACUCGUGGGCGUCCGAGAAUCCACCUAUUGGUUGGCCCACCUUUGCACAAAUAUAACUAUUACGGUCCUGAGUUGCUCCUGGGUCACUGGCCUCUUCGUUCUCUUCCCAACGUGCUGUUUCCCUAAAUCAGCUGACGUCACUCUGGUGUUCUUCGCACUAUUUGUCUUCUGCGUUCAUCUCGCACUGCAUGUUCUCUUGGUAGCCAUCGUCUUCAGUAAUGCUAGAAAGGCCCAGGUCUUCGCCAUACUCUAUUGGUUUCUCUUGGCAAUGUACCCAUGGUAUGUCAUCGGACGUAGGGUUUUUCACUUUGUGCUGGCACCACGCUCUCUAAAGCUUGUCCUAUCUGCGACACCGAUAAUGGGUACCUACUGGGUACUCAGUAUGAUAACUAUGUUCAGCUCCUCAGGAUUCGCCAAUUGGUCCUGCAUCACGAAACAUAUCGCUGGUACCAGUAACAUCACCAUACUAGAGAUUUGGUUUGCAAUGAUGAUAACCAGCUUCGUAAUGGUUCUCCUCAUCUGGUGCUUGACACGUCUGCUCCCCUGGGUGGUUGCUGCUCCUCAACCAGUAUUGUUUCCAUUCAUGGCGUCACACAAGACGCCUGGCGUUGUGGACACGACAGGGCUUCAGAGUACUCCGCCUCGUGGUACAAAAUUUGAACGACACCCAGACGGGGUUGCUGUGGUUGUUGUUAGAGGCUUAAGUAUGUAUUUCGGUAGAAACAAGAUCCUGAAUGAGGUGAACGUGAAGUUUUACUGCAGUGAGAUAACUGUCCUUCUUGGACACAAAGGCGCAGGAAAAACUGCAUUAAUGAAUGUGCUUGCAGGCCUGCUACAACCAACAAUGGGUACAGCCUCAGUCUGCGGGUAUGACAUACUGAAAAGCAUUUGGAAGGUUCGAAGGUGCGUUGGCUUUUGUCCUCAGAAAGACGUACUAUAUGAGGAUCUCACCAUAAGGGAACACCUCCACUUUUUUGCCAUGCUGAAGGGUGUCAACCGGAGCCAGCUACUGGAACGAUGUAAAAGCGUCUUACACGCCGUACGCAUAUAUGAAGAUCGAUACUUACCUAAACAGGUAUCAGACGGAAUAAAGAGGAAGCUGAGCGUAGCCAUUGCAAUGCUCACGCAGCCCAAGGUUCUCCUACUGGACGAACCCACGACAGGAAUCGACACCGGUUCGCAGAUGGAUCUUUGGAACGUACUCUUGUCGUUGCGCCAAAACUGCACAAUCGUCUUGAGCACUCAAGACGCUCGAGAGGCGGAGGCCAUAGGACAUCGCAUUGCCAUUAUCUGUAACGGAGAGAUACGUGGUUAUGGCACACACAUAUUCCUGAAGAAUGCCUUUGGAGCUGGCUAUGAGCUGCAGAUUGAAAAGCGAAGCAAGUUUAAUCUGUAUGGGGUACUCGAAAUCGUCAAAGGUACUGCACCUGACUGUGAUGUCACGAGUGCGACACUGUCGGAAGUGAGAGUUUCCCUGGGUGUCAGAGACCCUGAAGGAUUCGAUAAGAUGUUUGCAACACUGGAGCAGCAAGGUCAAGCACUGGGCAUUGGUCGAAUUCGCAUUGAAACCCUCACAAUGGGUGAUGUUUACAUGAGGGCAAAUUAUGACGAAGACGGCGAAAAGAACAGUCUAGCACAACAAGAAUAUGACCUGGAAGUAGAGCGCCUCAUCAGUCUCACACAACAAAGCCCUAUGCAGAACCGGAAACUUCGGGCGCUGCUCACGAAAAGGCUUCUGUGUUUGCGCCGUAAUUGCUCGGCUUUAGCUCUUGGAACUAUGUUGCCCGUGAUGCUUAGUUCGUUGCUACUAUACAGCCAGUCGAUGAUUGGCGAUCCCGGAGACUUUUCGCCCGAACAAGUGCAGUUUCUCAUGGGCAUCCACUUGUACUCUUACACGACGGUCUUCUUCGAAAACAAUGGUGGGAAGGAUGACGAUUUUGCUGUCAAGUAUUACAAGCCUUUGCUUCAGGAGGCGGAGCGUUUUGUGGAAAUUGCCAGCGUCGAUGACCACUUGCGACGGUUGCGAGAGAGCAACGAUGUCGACACCUAUCCGUUCGCCGUGGGAGGUUCGAUUAUUGAUGGCAGACUUGUGGGACGCUGGAACGUCUUCUAUACGCUGAGUAUGGUGGUUUCUCUCAAUGUUGCCAACACAGCUCUUCUCCGGUUCAUAUCGGGAAAUGUGGAUGCUCGCAUUGUGACCGCGGUAAACUUCGGGUGCAUGCCACAGAUGGCACAAGCAUCGACACGACUGGCCGACAUCGUACCUUUCUUGUCAGUCAUGUUAACAGCGAUAUGCAUCCCAUUGGGAUUGGCUUUCUCUGCCUGUUCAAGUGUGCCAUUUUUGAGUAUGGAACGGGCAACCAACAACAAGGCCUUACAAACUAUGUAUGGUGCCUCCAGCCAUCUUUACUGGCUCUCAAAUCUUAUUGUGGACUGUUUUUUGUUUGUCCUGUCAUGGACCGCCGUCGGCGUUGUGUACACGCUCCAGUAUCCGUCUCUGCUUGCAUCAGCCAAACUUGCUGGUCUGCUGCUUAUUUCCGCUAUGGCCUUAGAGAAUAUCAGCCUGGCGUAUCUCCUGAUGCUCACAUUUGACAACUACUGCAAAGAACACGUUUACAAUAAUGUCCUUCUCGCCAUAUUCGUCGGAGGAGCUGUCCCAUUGAUGUGCCUCGGGUACGUGGACAAAUUGCCUAUCGACAUUCUUCUGAGUGUGCUACCCUUCUACACCUCCCCAUAUGCUCUGGCUAAACUCUUGAGAAUCGACCGUGAAAAUAAUCUGUGUCUCCGACUUCUGGACAUUAAGGCGGGCAGCAUGGAAACACCCUUGAUACGCAGCUACUGCCAGGACAGGAAGGAACGAAACCCUGCUUCUCUCCCAUACUGCUGCCGACAAUACUAUGCAAACAAGACUAGAGAAGAGCUACUCUUUAUCCCACAAACCUUCUCACAACGCGGAAUUGGUCUGCAGUCAGUUGUCAUGAUCGUGAUUGGUGUCGUUCUUUUCUUGUACGUGUGCAAGAUGGACAGCUGCUUAGAAAUGGACUACUAUGGCCGGAAGUGGCGAAUGGCAGAGGAGGAAUCCCGGAACCGAGCAGUGGAAGCUGAACGACUGAAAGUGGAGAAAGUAUGCACUGCAAAUGACUUUUCAGCUUACAACCUUGUGAUAAGGAGGCUCGAGAAAGGAUUCAAAGACAGAAGUGUCAUCAGAGGAAUUUCACUUGCUCUGAGUCCAAGCGAGUGUAUUGGACUGAUCGGUACUAAUGGUGCUGGUAAGACUACCAUCCUUCAAACGCUUGCUGGGCUGCAUGCACCUUCUGGGGGAGACGCAUACAUGGACGACAUCAUUCUCAGCAAGCAUAAUCGGAAGUGGCAGUGUCGUGUUGGGUACAGUGUUCAAAGCGGUGCCUUAUUUGAUGAUCUGACUGCAAGUGAGAUGCUGUCGCUCUACGCUCGAUUACGAUGUGUGCCAGACGUGGAUGGUUUGGUCGAGAACUUGAUCAUAUUGCUGGGUCUCACAGCACACGAAGAUACGAUCGCCUACCAUUAUAGUCCAGGGAUCAAAAGUCGACUCUCUGUAGCGAUCGCGUUGGUUGGCCUACGUCAAUUACUGCUGCUGGAUGAGCCAAGUACAGAUGCGGACGUGCUGUCCAGGAAGAUGAUCCUCAACAUUGUUCGCGCUGUCAGGAAGACUUGCGGUGCCAGCGUCAUCAUUGGCUCACGCAGCAUGAAGGACUACGCCACAGUGUGUGACCGUAUUGCAAUUCUGCAUCGCGGCCGGUUUCUCUGUCUUUGUACUGCUGACGAAUUUCGAGAGAGGCACGGCCAAGGCAUCACAUUCAGUUUUCAAGUUGCGAACCCAAUGGAACCGCUAAACCUUGCCCUGCAAGCAGCCGUCCUGAUUGCUUUCCCUGGUAGCGAGCUUCUAGAGUUCGAGAAGGUGACCAGGACACUUCCCUGGAGUGAAGUCUUUGAAAAGAUCGCUGGUGCACGACGUCGAUUUCUAUUUCAGGAGGUCGUAGUGCGCAAUUUCACUCUGGAGACAAUUUUCAACAACUUAACUGAGACUGCGCACAGUCGCAAACCAGAAGUUCCUUCGGUGACUUCUCCAGCAGUGCCCGUGAUAUCCAGCAGCGGUUCACAGACUUGAUUCAAAUAAUGUAAGGAGCAAGCAGAUCGCUCUUAAGUGAUAUUGAAAACUAGAAAGUUUAUUAUCAACACUAAAGCAAAUCCUCUUACGAAGACGCACAUUAAUGGACGAUUAAACGCAUUAAAUACGUACGGCAAAGUACUUUCUUCUGAUUGUCUCGUUCGUGGUAGUGUUCGGAUCCCGCGAUCCCGAAAUAAUUUUAUGUGCCAAAUUUAUAUUCGGGAUUAAUUAAUCGAGAAUUUAUUCGUUGGCACGAGUGAAAAGGAAAGGACAGUGUCUUUCCGACUUUUGGCUACACGCGUUCCUUCCCCGAAAAGUAUAUUUUGUAUUUCGAAACCGAACCAACCUCAUCCUCUACGCCACAUGACGUUCGACUCUGACUUUGAACUUCUCAAGCCAUUGCUAAUGACAGCCCUCAAGUAGUAUUAAUGCUCCUAGGAAAUAAUCUUUCUUUCUUCCCGCGGACUGUCCUGGAAUGGAAUGAGCUACCACAGGCGAUAAUGAAUAGUUCUACGGUUGAGAAUUUUUGUAAACUGAUAGCGACAGUUCUGAAUUAAUGUCUUCUGUUAUCACUUUUUGUUUACCUUGUGUGUUUACCUUAAGUGUUAUGUAUCCCACCCUACUUAGGCUUACUUGUAAGCCAGUAGU
This is a messenger RNA of Ornithodoros turicata, 5642 nucleotides long. RefSeq names its product phospholipid-transporting ATPase ABCA3-like. The coding region runs from base 69 to 4994 and encodes 1641 amino acids. The record is from RefSeq and is a predicted model, not a curated record. The transcript is spliced from 24 exons. Gene Ontology annotation, molecular function: ATP binding; ABC-type transporter activity; ATP hydrolysis activity. Gene Ontology annotation, biological process: lipid transport; transmembrane transport. Gene Ontology annotation, cellular component: intracellular membrane-bounded organelle; membrane. Lineage: Eukaryota; Metazoa; Arthropoda; Arachnida; Ixodida; Argasidae.